AUGACUGAAGUAGAAGAAGUGAUCGUUAAAAAAAAAAUCACUCCUUCAUUAAGAGAUCGUGUUUAUUAUGCUGCUAGAGAUGGGAUGGCUAUAACUUUGUUUUCACUUUUGUAUGAAAAUAAGUCAGUAGCACAGGAUUUGCUUGAUGAACAUUUCAUUGAUGACAACAAUCAAAAAUGUACACCUCUAAUCAUAGCUGCAAAAAACGGUCAUGAUAAAGUUGUAAAAACAUUACUAUCGAAUUUUAAUUUAAAUGUAGAAAGAGAAGGCACUGUCAAAUUUGAUAAAUUUGUAGUCGAAGGUGCGAGUGCACUUUGGGUUGCUGCAGGUGCUGGAAAUUUAAAUGUAGUUAAAGUACUAGUCAAACAUGGAGCUAAUGUAAAUCAUCCUACGAGAGCAAAUUCGACACCCUUGAGAGCUGCUUGUUUUGUCGGAAGACUUGAUAUUGUAAAAUAUCUAAUGAAUCACAAUGCUGACAUUCAUAUUGAAAAAGGAGCUGAUCCCAAUGAAAAAGCCAAGUGCGGUGCUACAGCACUUCAUUUUGCUGCCGAAUGUGGUCAUACUGCCAUAGUAAAAGAAAUUUUAAAAUACGGAGCCGAAUUCGUUAAGAAUAAAAAUGAUAUGACUCCAUUAACCGCUGCCGCGGUUGCUACCAAGGCUGAAGUUGUAGAAUAUUUAAUAUCUCUUCCAAACAUUACAAAACAGGAAAAAAUAGAAGCUUUAGAACUUUUAGGAGCAUCAUUCGCAAAUGAUAAAGAUAAUUAUUGUCUGCAAAAAGCAUAUUUUUAUCUUCACAUUGCUAUGGAAAUGAGGUACAGUGAUCCGAAUGAUAUUAUUCGAAAGCCUAGAUGUCCACCGAUUCCAGCUUACGAAAACUGUAUAGAAUGUCAAACUCUUCAAGAUUUAGAAGCCAUAAAAAGAAAUCAAAACGCUCUCCACAUGGAAUCAUUGACAAUAUGGGAAAGAAUACUUGGACGACUUAAUCCGGAAAUUCCCAAUCCUGUAAUAUUUAGGGGAGCCGUAUUUGCCGAUGAUGCCAGAUUUGAUAGAUGUAUCGAAUUGUGGUUUCACGCUUUGAAUCUUAAACAAUUGAAUCAAGUUACCGUAACAAAAGAUUUACUUAGGUUUGCUCAGGUUUUUUCACAAAUGCUUCACGCCGGUGUCGGUAUUUCAUUUAAUUACGUUAAAUCAGUUUUGGCAGCCGCCGUUACAGAAUUAGAAAGAAAUCAAGAAAAAGUUAAAAAUUCAAAUCCUAAAAAUUACAAUGAAGAUAUGAUGGAGGAUAUGGAAAACAAUAUAUACUCCGUUUUAUAUAUUCUCGUAAUAGUGACUAAAUUAAUGAAAAAAAAUAUAAGCAAAUUAGAAAAAUUUGAAAUACAUCAAUUGUUAUACAAGUUAAACAAGUUGAACGUAACGACUCGUGAGGGGCAAUCCCUUCUUCAUCUUUCUGUGAAUUUUCAAACUCCCGUGGAUGAUUUUCACACAAAUCAUGUAUGUAAGUUUCCUUGUGCGGACGUGGCCCGUUUACUUAUGCGCUGCGGUGCCGAUGUUAAUUCAAUGGAUAAUGAAAGAAACACACCAUUACAUAUAAUUGUCAGUUACCAAAAGCCAGUUAGCGAUUUUAUGACGUUGCACUCGAUUAUUAUACGUUUAAUAGAGGCGGGAGCGCAUAUGGAUACAGUAAACUCUUCUGGAAAAACACCUUUUGACGCUGCCACGACCGGCGUAGCUUCAAUAAUUUUACAAACUCAAUCUAAAAUUAGUUUAAAGUGUAUGGCUGCUAGAGUAGUCAAAAAUUAUGAUUUGGCAUAUCAGGGACAAGUUCCUAAAUCAUUAGAAAGUUUCAUUGAAUUACACGGUCCCGGUUUAAAUCAAGGAUAG
Messenger RNA from Pediculus humanus corporis (human body louse), 1881 nucleotides. RefSeq lists its product as uncharacterized. Bases 1 to 1881 code for a protein of 626 amino acids. The record is from RefSeq and is a predicted model, not a curated record. Lineage: Eukaryota; Metazoa; Arthropoda; Insecta; Psocodea; Pediculidae. The transcript has 9 exons. Gene Ontology annotation, molecular function: protein binding.